CUGUGGUCAGUUGUAGAGUUCCGCUCUUGGAGAAGCUUUCCGGCGCGGUACAAUUCCAGCCUAUUUCAUCAAUCUGCACGCCGAGCUAACGAGUGUAAACAUCAGCGUUUCAACCCAAUACAAUUUCUAAUCCCUCGUAUACGUUCGUUUUAAUACUACCAAAUAAAAAAUACCACCAUACCCCGUCACUCACUAUCAAGGGCGGCAUCAAAGAUACGUCAAUCAUAAUUUAGUUUAUCCGAUAGAUGUGCGAAGAAAAAUAAUUCUUUAUUCCUGACUGAGUGAGAGUCAGUGGUGGACGCAAAACGAAUAGUGACUCAGCGGGUUAUUCUUAACAGGAAAUUUCAUUCAAAGUGCAAAUUGUGGUGUGUGAGAUAAUCAUCCAUUUAUUUUUGGUGAAUAUUUUAAUCCACUAUCAUGUUAGGUUGUGUCAGUGAUGUGCUAUGCAACAGGCAUUGUUUGUGGAUAAUUGUGAUAAUAAACGUACACCUCGUAAUCGGAAAAAGUAUAAGUGAAUCUUGUUGGCAUGAGAAUGGCGAAGUUGUCCAGUGCAGAUGUACAGGGAAUGAGCAAUUAACCCUGCCUGAAACCUUCAAUUACAAAUACCUGACAAAAUUGGCGAUCUCAUCCUGCCUUUCAGUGAAUUUGCAAUUUGACAGUCUCCAGCACGCAGAGAACAUUCGCGAUCUAAUAGUGGAGAAUAUCACCGGAAGUUUGUUACUCCACCCUAUGCUGAUAUCGAGGUACAUGAGGACUUUUGUGAUAAGGAACGUCGGUCAAAUACCAGAGAUCACUCAUGAAAUGUUAACGAGUAUCAUGAGCAUCGAGGAGUUUAUAAUUGAGGACACAAGGAUUAGAAUUUUCGACGAGACCUUCCAAGGCAUCAACGUAACAAAUUUAAUUUUUAAAAAUGUCACGGUAGAUGCAUCAAUGGGAAUUAAUAUCUUAGCCAAUGCUAAAUCAUUGAAGAUCAUUGACACCGUAAUACGAAAUGUCACUGGUAACUUCAACAUUGGGAGUUUUGAAUCGAUUGAACUUGUUAAUUCCAUGUUUGAGUUCCGGAAACCGGGGGAAAUGUCGCUCCAUGGAUUCAAAGCAAUAAUUAAUAAUUGUACUUUUUACAAUAUAACAGUUAAUGUUGUGACUCAGACGAAAAUUGAGAUGAAAAAUAAUUGCGCAGAUGGAAAGAGUUUGCUGAGACUUGAUUCUAAAGUUAUUAAGAGUAUUGGAAAUAAAUCUCCCAAUGAGAUAAAUUUACCCAAAAACACUACAGCAGAUAUACAGACUCACAAUAACACUGUAUGCAUCGCUGCCAAUUGCAAAUGUCCGAGACAUUUUUAUCGCAAUUGUCAGACUAUUAUGAAUAUCAAUAUCUCCCUCGGUAUUAUUCUGAUGUUUAUCUCUUAUCUCUUGUAAGACGAUUGGAUUAUUUCUAUAAAAAGUAGCCAUACUUAUUUGCGCGAAUAAAUUAUCAACUUGCUUGUCAGUGAA
Messenger RNA from Fopius arisanus, 1491 nucleotides. RefSeq lists its product as uncharacterized. The record is from RefSeq and is a predicted model, not a curated record. The coding region runs from base 418 to 1416 and encodes 332 amino acids. The transcript has 2 exons. Lineage: Eukaryota; Metazoa; Arthropoda; Insecta; Hymenoptera; Braconidae.